AAAUGCAAAGAUAUUUCCAAGUGGUUCCAAAGCUGGUUUCAUACAUCCGUGUACAUAUCCGCUUAGUAUUUGUGUUCACACGAGCUUCGGCUGAACUUAAUAAAAUUACCCGAUUAAUUUUAAUAAUUAAAAUGUUUCAAGUUAAAAGUGAUAAUGCAAACGAAACCCUUGUAUGAAAUCUGUAGUAAUUAGUCGAAAACAUAUUCCGUAUUUCCUAAGCCUGUCUUUGCGUUGCUUCGAGUGUUUUGUACAUCUAUGUAUAUGUGUUGUGUAUGUAUGUGUGUGGCGUUUUGGAAUGUUGCCUUGCACGAAAUUCAAAUUGUGACCCCAUCCUUGAGAUUGUGCUUUUGAGGCAUACCUAAGAAAUGGAUGAGCAUACUUUGAAUGACCUGUUGGAGUGUUCGGUUUGUCUGGACCGUCUCGAUACCACAUCGAAGGUGUUACCAUGUCAGCAUACAUUCUGCCGCAAAUGUCUGGUGGACAUUGUGGCCAGCCAACACAAGCUGCGGUGUCCGGAAUGCCGCGUCCUGGUCUCGUCCAAAAUCGAUGAACUGCCUCCGAAUGUCUUGCUGAUGAGAAUAUUAGAAGGCAUGAAACAAACAGCGGCUGCUGUUAAAAACGACAAUAAAAGCGAAGAGAUCGAAACGCCCCCAGAGAAACCCAAAACCCAACAUUUUACGGAGACGGUGGCACCCACAAGCAGUACACAACUGCAUCAGCAGCACCCGCACCAGCAGCCACACCAGCAACAGAAAUCGCAGACUCAGGUGGCGCGUCAAAAGCAACGACGGUUUCUACUCCCCCACGCCUAUGCCCUGUUCGAUUUUGUCUCCAGCGAAGCCAACGAUCUAAAGUUCAAGAAGGGGGACUUAAUAUUGCUUAAGCAACGCAUCGACAACAAUUGGUUCGUGGGCCAGGCCAAUGGACAGGAAGGAACCUUCCCCAUCAACUAUGUCAAAGUGUCCGUCCCCCUGCCCAUGCCCCAGUGCAUUGCCAUGUAUGACUUUAAGAUGGGACCCAAUGAUGAAGAAGGCUGCCUCGAGUUCAAGAAGAGCACAGUCAUCCAUGUGCUACGGCGUGUGGAUCACAAUUGGGCUGAAGGUCGAAUUGGUCAAACAAUCGGAAUCUUCCCCAUAGCAUUUGUGGAGCUAAAUGCUGUAGCCAAGAAGCUCCUGGAUAGUGGAGUAAUGAAUCAACAACCGUGCCAUCCACUACAGCAGCAGCCACAACGUGCUCUUCCUCCUGUCCCCAUAAUUGAUCCCACAGUGGUCACGGAAUCCAGCUCUGGCUCCUCAAACAUAACGCCAGCUAGUAGCAAUUCCAGUUCUACUUCCAGCUCGAACAACUGUAGUCCCAAUCAUCAGUCAUCGCUGCCAAAUACUCCCCAACACGUGAUGCCCUCUGGAUCCGGAUCUGGAUCUGUUCGGUUUCGGGAUAAAGGAGCUAAGGAGAAGCGGCAUUCGUUGAAUGCCCUUCUAGGAGGAGGAGCACCUCUUAGUCUACUGCAGACCAACCGCCAUUCUGCCGAGAUUCUGAGCCUGCCCCAUGAGCUGAGUCGCCUGGAGGUGGCAGCCACUCCAGCCGCAGCGGCGGCUGCAAAAGCGACCCCCGCCUCCCAAUCUGCACGUGUGCUGAAGACAAAUGUGCAGCAACAAAUGCCUCCCACUCUGCCCUGGGGAUACCUGGCCCUUUUCCCAUAUAAGCCACUGCAAAAUGACGAAUUGGAAUUGAAGAAAGGCUGCGUGUACAUUGUGACCGAGCGUUGUGUCGAUGGCUGGUUCAAGGGAAAAAACUGGCUGGACAUCACUGGUGUAUUCCCGGGAAACUAUUUAACGCCAUUGCGUACACGCGACCAGCAGCAGUUGAUGCACCAGUGGAAAUACGUUCCCCAAAGCUCGGAUGCGAAGCAGAUCCAUCCCCAGCAACAGCCAGUGACGCCAGAUGUGCGCCUCAACAACAUGCUGCCCAUGCAGCCACCGGACUUGCCGCCCCGCCAGCUGCAAGCAACGACAACAGCGACUGCGACGACGACCAGCUGCUCGGCCUGGACAAAGCCAGUGGAGGCCUUGUUUAGUAGAAAGUCCGAGCCUAAACAGGAUAUCUCCAUAGCCACUUCGAGCAGCAGUUCCUCGGGCGCAGUCGGACUUAUGCGGCGACUAACGCACAUGAAAACACGCUCCAAAUCCCCAGGAGCUUCGCUGCAGCAAACUCCGAAAGAAGCGAUCACAACAACCAUUGAAAGCAGUGCUAAGACAACUGUUCCUCUCUUGCACCCAGUGCACGUUAGAUCCGGAUCAUGUCCCAGCCAACUCCAGCAUAGUCAGCCGCUCAAUGAAACGACAACGACAACAACAACAGCUCCCCCGUCCGCAGGUCAACAGCAUUUUCAGGGCAAACAACAGCAAUUGCCUUCUGUCAGCAGUGGCAGUGUCUCUUAUGGUUCGCAACGCGUGAAGAGCAACAAGGAUCGGCCACAUUUGCUUUGCGCACGCCAGUCCUUGGACGCAUCCACAUUCCGCAGCAUGUAUAACAAUGCGGCCUCAUCCCCUCCACCGCCUGCAUCAUCAAAAGCCGCACCAAUCUAUGCCGGUGGGCAGCAGCCCGGUAGCCAGACGCAGCUGCAUGCCAAUAUGAUAAUAGCACCGAGUCAUCGAAAGUCGCACAGUCUAGAUGCUGGCCAUGUGCUCUGCCCCAGCAGCAAUGGUAUCACCGAGGCGGCCAUAAAAGCCAGUGCAACAACAAAGUCGAUUUAUUGCACGAGAGAAAGUCGCUUUCGUUGCAUCGUGCCGUAUCCGCCGAACAGCGACAUCGAGCUGGAGCUGCAUGUUGGCGACAUCAUCUAUGUGCAGCGUAAGCAGAAGAACGGCUGGUAUAAGGGCACACAUGCGCGCACUCACAAAACCGGACUGUUCCCAGCUUCGUUUGUCGAACCGGAUAUCUAGGUCCAAGACAUUUAAGCAUUUGUUAGGUGAAAUUCCAAAUUACUUGUCAAAAUCUAUUCAAUCGCCGGUCGAUUUGGGCUUCCAGGCAAGUUGAAGAAACCCGUUUUGCAAAUUUGUAAUCUCUUCAAAAAUGAAAUCUUUUGUACUCGAAUUUGAACUGGCGGAUGUACUUUUUAUACGAUCUUUAAUCAAAAUAGGCAACCCAUUAGUGCAUGCCUUAAGCAACAUGUUACUUAAGCACUUUUAAGCGUAAGUUAGAGAGUGAACUCGAUUAAGAAAUAAUAUUUUAGAAACGGCGUGUCCCCCAUAAACAAUUUGUGCCCAGUUGAAAGUUACAUAUUUGUAAUAUACUAAAUUGUAAUAAAAAAUGUAUACACACGUA
Molecule: messenger RNA, 3324 nt
Organism: Drosophila persimilis
Lineage: Eukaryota; Metazoa; Arthropoda; Insecta; Diptera; Drosophilidae
Gene: POSH
Product: E3 ubiquitin-protein ligase SH3RF1
Exons: 6
Coding region: 366-2942 (858 amino acids)
Molecular function (GO): protein binding
Source: RefSeq, a predicted model, not a curated record